Acipenser ruthenus (sterlet) is the source of this 6220-nucleotide messenger RNA. RefSeq names its product discoidin, CUB and LCCL domain-containing protein 2-like. NCBI's taxonomy places the organism in Eukaryota, Metazoa, Chordata, Actinopteri, Acipenseriformes, Acipenseridae. Bases 256 to 2319 code for a protein of 687 amino acids. The record is from RefSeq and is a predicted model, not a curated record. The transcript has 15 exons.
UUCUCAAUUCCAAUCAGAAAAGUGAAUUCUGUUGCAUUGUGGGAUGAGCGGAAGUUGAGGAAGUCGUUCAGAAGAUUGAAUGUGUCCAAACAGCAGCAGCGGCGGCAGUAGAGAGACUUAGUGAAACUCACUGAGCCGGGAGAAAAUGCACGAGAGAGCAGAAGAAAAAAAUACACGCGGCUGAAAACAUCGAUUUGUAAAAGUUAUCAGAGUUUUAAAACCACUCUUCAUUAUGCAUUCGGACUGUAGGCUGGCAUGGACACAGUGGGAAUGGUGAGAGUUGAAUCGAACGGCGCAGGGCUUUUCUUCAUUUCAACAUUCAUCAUCGUCCUGAAUACCGGAGCGAGCAGAGCACAGAAAGGUGAUGGCUGUGGGCACACACUUCUGGGCCCCAACAGCGGGACUCUGUCAUCAAUCAAUUACCCCCAGACUUACCCCAAUGGCACCGUGUGUGAAUGGGAGAUCAGUGUGAGACGCGGAGAAAGGGUUACAUUUAAGUUUGCAGACUUUGACAUUGAAGACUCAGAUUCUUGCCACUUUAACUACUUGAGGAUAUACAAUGGCAUUGGUCCCACAAGGACUGAGAUAGGCAAAUACUGUGGACUGGGAUUGCAGUGGGACCAUCUGAUUGGAUCUGCAGGGAAUGAAGUCACUGUCCAGUUCAUGAGUGGUACACACGUUUCGGGGCGGGGCUUUCUUCUCUCCUACUCAACCACAGAUCAUCCAGAUUUGAUUACUUGCUUAGACAAAGGAAGCCACUUUACUGAGCCAGAAUUCAGCAAAUACUGCCCUGCUGGAUGCUUGACUGAUUUUGGGGAGGUUUCAGGAACCAUUCCUCAUGGAUACAGAGAUUCGUCCCUGCUGUGUAGGGCAGGUAUUCAUGCUGGGGUCGUCUCCAAUGUCCUUGGUGGACAGAUAAAUGUUGUCAACAGCAAAGGCAUCCCGUACUACGAGGGCUCUCUCGCAAAUAAUGUCACGUCCAAAGUCGGCCCUCUUUCUGCCAGCCUCUUCACUUUUAAGACCAAUGGCUGCUAUGGGACACUGGGGCUAGAGUCUGGAGUUGUCCGAAAUGCACAGAUCACAGCAUCCACUGUGCUUCAAUGGGACGUCAACGGGCAGCCAACUGUGUGGGGGCCCGAAAGAGCCAGGCUGAAGAAACCAGGCCCUCCCUGGGCUGCCUUAGAUACCAAUGAACACCAAUGGCUACAAGUGGAUUUGAAGAAAGAGAAAAGAAUAACAGGCAUCUCAACUACCGGAUCAACCAUGUCCGAUUACUAUGUCUCUGGUUAUCGAGUGCUGUACAGUGAAAAUGGGAAGAAUUGGAGUGUGUUCAGGGAAGCCAAUGCAGACCAUGACAAGAUUUUUCAAGGAAACGUUAAUUACUUUCAAGAAGUCCGCAAUAACUUCAUCCCCCCUAUCGAGGCCCGGUACAUCCGGAUUAACCCACUGCAGUGGCACCAAAAGAUUGCAAUGAAGGUGGAACUGCUGGGCUGUCAGCCAUCUUUAGGGAGGGCCCCGAUCCCUCCACCACUCCCCAAGAUCAGCACAGACUUUCCAGUGCAGUUAGACGAGACAACCUUCACCCCGGACAUCAGAAACACCACAGUGACUCUCAAUGGAACCAAAGACGUGGCCUUGGCGGCUGUCCUAGUUCCUGUGUUAGUGAUGGGUCUCACUGCACUCAUUUUAGUCCUGGUUUGUGCCUGGCACUGGAGAAAUAGAAAGAAGACUGCUGAAGGGACCUAUGACUUGCCGUACUGGGAUCGGCCAGGCUGGUGGAAGGGAAUGAAGCAGUUCUUGCCAGCAAAGGGUCCGGAGGUGGAGGAAUCCCCCGUCCGAUACAGCAGCACUGAAGUGAGCCGCCUGAGAGCGAGGGACGUGGGCCCCUUGUUACAGACAGCACCAGCAGAAUAUGCACAGCCUUUGGUAGGAGGAGUUGUGGGAACACUUCACCAGCGAUCUACUUUCAAGCCUGGGGAGGGUGUUGACCCCAGCUAUGCGGACCCUGACCCCUACGAUGCACCGCUGCAGGAGAUAUACCAUGCCUACGCAGAACCACUGCCAGCAUCAGGAGCGGAAUAUGCCACACCGAUCAUUAUGGACAUAUCCAGCCACCUGGCAGGAACUGUGAGCCAGCCACCCAUAUCCACCUUCAAAUCACCAGGGAUGGCACUUCUAUCCAGGACAGACAGCAGUGUUUCCACUGGACAUGUUCAGUAUGACACCCCCAAGGGGACCCUCAGCCCAGCCCCUGCUGCUGAGGAGCUGGUGUACCAGGUACCUCAGAGCAGUGUCCAGAAAGCGGUUGACAGUGGCUGACCAGGUGUGAAUCUAGGGUGGGGGGGGAAAGAAAAUUGGAUGUUGUUCACUGAAGCCUAGGUCAUUUUUAAAGCACACUACCUUAUUUUAUAUUCACAGAUCAGUGGGUCAUACUUUCUUUAGGAAGGAGUAAGCCCUGAUCCAGUCCUACUGAACUGAAUGUUAGCCAAGGGGAAGGUUACUGCUCAAUUUUCGCAGUCUAUUUUUUUCUCAUUUCAUUUUUUUGUACAGUCCUUUCUGAUGAAACUGUGAUGACAAAGUAUUUUUUUUCUAAUACCUAUCGAAGAAUUUCCAUUUAAUAUGAUCAAUAAUUUAUUUUAAAAUCAAAGAAAGGUGGCGGUUUAUAUCCAUGCCAGCAGCUUUGGAAGUCACGACACAUAUGUAAAGUAGACUCACGGUGGCAUUAAAUUUUAGAAGUGUCUGCUGCUCUGAGAUGAGGAUUUUUUUUUUAUGGCAACCAUUGUCUCAACAUCCAAACUCAGACACAAUACAAGCAGCUUAUUUGCUUUUUAAUAGAAACUGUAUAGGGAUUCCUUUUCACCAUUUCUGUAAGCUGUAAUAUUUUGGUUGGUUUAUAAAGAUAAAGUACUACAUAGUUAAAUUGAAAGAAAAUAACACUAAUGAUCCUUUUAGAAGCUGUUAUGGUUUGGUUUGUUAGACCUUCAGCUGUGAUAUUAACUGGAAACUAAGUAAUUGUUUAGCUGUAGUACUAAAUGAAGCAAUAAAAACGGUAAAGAGAGGAAAAACACAUCAGUACUUGCUAACAAGGACAGCUGCUUAAAAAUGUAUUAAGCAUGUAAAUUACUCUGUGUUUUAUUACAUGCUUUGACUAAUUGCUUCAAGUUUUAAAGAAAAUCAGUUUGCCAAUUGCAUAAUUCUUUCCAAAUACUCAGCCCAAUAUAGAAAAGCUAUUAUUCCCCUACUAGAAAUAUAGAAGUUACUCACAUUAAGUAUCUGUGUAAUAAUUUUAAUGAAUCUGUUUUGCACUGUUUUUCUAGCGAUUUUACUGUGUUGUGCAGAAUUUUGCAUUUAUGAGAUCUGUUUGAAGGUUGUACAGACUCAUUUUGUGGAAUUGGAUUUCACAUUGUCUGGUUUAAAAGUGAGAUCAAUGUUGUGUGUUGUCACUGCGAAACUCUGAUUGCACAUGCCUAUAAUGUAGAGAUGAACAGAUGCCUAGAUAUACUGUACUGCCUACAUUCUCUCUGCACACACACAUACAAACCUAAAACCUGUGGUUCCAUCACUGGAAUUAGAAAUGGUUUGCCACGCAUUUUACUAGAUGCAAACCUUCUUAGUUUUCAGUUCUUUGUGAAUAUUGCCCUGUUGCAACAUCAUUAAGAACUUAUGAAGUGGACAUUGACCUGUGCCCUGUUUGUUCUGGUCUUGUUAAGUUUUACAUGUGUUUGUGUGUUUGGUAGACUUGAAAGACAAAUUUUGGGUGAAGUCUUACAACAGAGUUGCAUUUUAUCUGUUGACUCCACACAGCCAUCUUCAUUUUUGAAAUAUUGGGAUUUCAGGGAGCUCUACAUAAUAUAAUACAGUACAGAAUAAAUAUAUAGCAUCGUGCAUGAGCAAAUAUCUCAAGGUUCUGUACAAGCAGAAUCUUUUGCAAAAAAGAAAGUCCUCACUCUAAAUUUGAAAAUGUGAAUAGUUUCUGCAACUGAAUGUAUUUGGCAAUAAAUGGCACAUCUUCCAUCCACACUAGAAGCUCUUUGGAUAGUUUAGAGCAACCAGAUGUCAGGAAACAGCCAGGUUCAAGAGAAGGAAAAAAGGAUUUUGCAGCAACAGGUGGUUUAAGAGGUUACUGUAGAAACUCUGUACUGAAUAUCUAGCAUACAUAACAAUUAGGAUGUAUUUAUCUUCUCAUGUUUUAAUAGUUAACAAAGGUGUCAUGACAAGCCAAAGAAUGCAGAGCUCUGCAUGAAACUGUAAUUGUAGCACCAUUCAAAUUUGUAAAAGUGUCCGGUACCAACCGACUUAUGAACAUGCAAUGUAAUCCCUUUGAGUUCAGAUACUCAGCUGGCACUAGCAGCAUGAUUUCCAAAUAGGAACAUGAUUGCAAAAUAGACUGGUAUGUCAUUUAAUCACUUUUUUGUGUAUUUUAAAAGUCAGCAACAACAAUGCACCAUGUUUUGAAUCCUUAUAAAAGUAGGGAGCACAUGCUAACCUUUAUGAAUAUGGCACAUUGUCCAUUUAACUGUUAAAUAAAAACUGCAAAGGUUGAGUAAUGAAAAUAGAGAAUAUUCUUAAUGUGUUUGUAGUAUGUGAUUUAAUCUUAAGUAUUUUCACAGCUUACCCUCCAGCAUUGUGACUCGGCAGAUCAGUUACAUUUGAUUGCAAUUUUCUGUAGAACUUUGAAAUGAAGUUUGACUGUGCAUGUUAGUGAUGUGAAAUUAACACAAGGAUUAAACAUGUGAUGCGCUGUUUAACUCUGCACUGCAGAAAAGAGGGCAACAAACAAUAACUGUCCUCAAUUGUAAUCUAGGAAACUGUUGCAUAGCCCGUGUUUAUGCACAGUUUUCAUUAUUUUUCCAUAGAAGACACUAAUAUGAUUGAUAGGAUAUCCGGGGGUUACAGAAGGAGUUGAGCACUAGGAGUUUCUGUAUUUUUUUUUUUUUUUUUUUUUUUGGUCAAGCCAGAUCAGUGGUUGCAUUAGCGUUUGAUGCAUGGACAAUUUGCAUUGUACAUUUUAUAUUUGAUGUCAACUGCCUAAGUUUCUUUGCAGUAAUCCAGCCAUAUGUAAACAAGUAUAUUAUCAGAAAUGAUGUACAGUCACAAUUUUAAUUAACAUCUUGUUUCACUUUUUGUCCAGCUGAAGUGAUUUCAGCUUUCCAGUGCAAAGAUUGUGUAAAAGCACAAUGACCGUACACAAAUUCAGGGACAGAACGUUUUGGUUUCAGUGGGGUUCUCUUGUGCAAACUGAGCACACACACACUCACACACACAUGAAUAUAAGACAAAUAGAAAAAUGGUGACACUUUGAAAGGCAGUAUCAUAUGAACUGACAUUUGGUUGUGUGCUAUAUUCAUUACUUUAUCAAAUCCAAAGUGGUCUAUAAUAUGAUACUGGAACCCAAGUACAACUGCUCAUUAUUUUUAAGCAGCAGUGAUGUUUAAAGUAGUUCAUUUGCUUAUACAGAGCCAAAAAGCUUUUAACCGGAGUCAUUUUGUGUCAGCAGUUUCCUGUGCGUUAUGGUCUUAAUGAAAGUUAAGUGCUUCUAAAUCUUUUUUCCCCUCAUGAUCCUAAAGCAUCAUAAAAUCAGAAUGAAAAGAGUACUGGCAAGCUUUUUAAAGUGAAUCCCCUGAAUGUGCAUUAGUACAUUUGUCACUGAAUUUUUCAUUUUGAAUGUAUUUGAGGAAUCUGUUUCAGGUCAUCGCUAAUCUUUCUUUUCAUUUGGUCCAUUCCUUAGUGAAGUGAGCACUUGCAGUGUACUACCUUCUGUUCUGUGCUGAAUGGAAAUCAAGGAGCAGUUUGUAAUAGAGUCUGACCUAGAUAAGAGAGUACAUAACAUCAUUUCAACUUCAUCUUCAAUGUGGCUGACCUGAAGUUGGUGAAACACUGUUUUUUUAGUGUACAGUUACAUUUGAAGACCUGCAUUUGGAUGUUUCACCCUUUCCAAAUGGUCAGGUUGCAAAGAUAUUUAUUUUCUUUGUGGUCUUCUAACUGUGGUUGGUUGAAAAACAGUGAAUACAGAAGUAAAGUCAGUACAAGGUGCAAUGUAAAAAGCAUCACCUGACACACUUCCGUUAUCGGUGAAUCCCAGAAUGUAUCUUGUCUUACCUCGCAUGUACUGCAGUCAAUCCAUAUUUGUAUAUGUUGGUGGAAUUUAGAUUGUAUACAGAGAUGUUUUUUUUUUUUUUUUUAAAUGUAUGUCUUUUAAUAAAAAUGUAAAGGAACUAGA